Messenger RNA from Corvus hawaiiensis (hawaiian crow), 5223 nucleotides. RefSeq names its product F-box/LRR-repeat protein 3-like. Bases 1744 to 3057 code for a protein of 437 amino acids. NCBI's taxonomy places the organism in Eukaryota, Metazoa, Chordata, Aves, Passeriformes, Corvidae. The transcript has 7 exons. The record is from RefSeq and is a predicted model, not a curated record. Gene Ontology annotation, cellular component: SCF ubiquitin ligase complex; nucleus; cytosol. Gene Ontology annotation, molecular function: protein binding. Gene Ontology annotation, biological process: entrainment of circadian clock by photoperiod; regulation of cell cycle; G2/M transition of mitotic cell cycle.
AGACAGACAGACGGAUAGACAGACAGACAGACAGAUAGAUAUAGAUGCGCGCCCUCCGCGCCUGGAGACUUUAAAUCUCCCUGAGGGCCAAACCUCGUGAGGGGCUCGGUGUGCGGUACGGCGGGUUUGUGCCAUCCCGGGAGCUCUCACCGAGCUGCAGGAGCGCGGUGCCUGGGAGCUGGUUUUCCCAUGUAAAGAGCUUAAAUGGCUUGUUAAAGUCGGGUAGGAAGGUUUCAAGAAAACCUGUAGAAGUAACAAUUAUUAUUUAUUUCUCCCAUAGGUGUGUAGAUAAACGCUCAAAAGAGCUUUUCUAAAGAGCUGUGCAGCUUCAGGUUUGUCACUGAGUAAAACGAGGGGUCUUGGGCGUUGUGCACAGGGAAGUGGCUUCCUUUUAAAAGUAAUGCAUCAGUAGAAGUCAAAUAUCUUAAUUUCACCACCGAAAUACUACUAAAGGUGGCCAUGCGUUUGUAUUUCUUUAGUAAAAAUUAAUGCAAGCAUUACGAUGUUCAGCUGAAUGUGGUUAUUUUUAGAACUUUGAGGAUUUGUUAGAAACGUACGAAAAAUGUGGUAAAUCCCUUGAGUCAGAGGCUCAGUUUUGAGAAAAAUGAGGACUGAUUAUAAAAAAUAAAUAAUCCUCUUCAGAAGCAAAAAUUCUACCCAUUAAAAGUCUGAUGUGCCCUAGAUGAAGAAAAAGUUUAAUCUCUGAGCUCAUCAUCCUGAAGGACUAGAUCUUCUGAGAUUUAAGCUUAAAAUGUGGAUUUUUACCUGUGUUUUGCACCAUACUCAGUGGUUGAAUUUGUGGUGGCAGCAGUUUUCCAGGGCUGCGUGCCUUGUGCUGCUCCUGUUCCCCAGACAGACUCUGAAUUCCGAGUUCCUUAACGUGGUGAGGGGGUGGCCUCGGUGCUGUCACUGAACUGCGAUUUCUUUAGACACUGUGGUUAAUGGGACUGGUAUUUCAGCCGUGUAAGGCAGGUCCGUAAACAUUAAUUUCCAAGUGUUAGAAAUUUAAAGCUUAAUUAUCAAGAUGCCUGCUUUAUCCGAGAAUAUUUCCAAGCUUGGUUAUUUGGAAGGUUUUUUAUUUCUCAGGAACUCAGUCUCUGCUGCAUUUGUGUUUGGUUACUGCUGUUUCUCCUAGAAGCCUGAUUUUAUGGUGUUUUAUUAAUUCUUGUUGGGUCCUGGUGUUGAGAACUGGAAGGGAAAUCUAGAAAUCAGAGGAAGCAGUUACUUCUUUGUGGCUUGAAUCUGUGAUAUGUUUGGUUAUAGAAAUAAAACCUUUUUUUGAACUGACAUUGUAGCCUUGGAAGUAGUGAACAGCUGCUUGCUUAACGGAGUCACUGCUGACCACUUUUCAAAUUCCCCACCAAGCCCCCAUGCCAUGGGAGAGGUUUUAAUGUCUUAAUUUUAGCAGAAACUCACAGCUCUUUUGUCUGGGAGGGGAAAGCAGACAGAUGCAUGUGAGUGGCCCAUGGCUGCAGCUGCCUCAGUUCAUUCAUUUAUUGCCUAUUGUAACUUGGAAGCAUUCUUUAGGUCGGUUCAUCUUCUGGGACCCGUCCCUGCCUUCUGGUUAAGGAAUCCAUGCACACACACAGGAUGAUUCAACAGUGGGAUGGAUGUUCAGAUACCAGAAAGGUGCUGGUAACUUGACAGGAACCUCCACAUUCUUUGGAGAGACCUAUUGUACGUGAGACCUUUGAGGACCCUGUGCAGUUUGAAUACGUCGGAUUGUUACAUUCUGAAACUCUCAUGAUGAAGAGAGCUGGGCAGAAGGUUGUGGCUGGAACUGAAGCUCCUGGAACAUCACAGACAAGCAAAAAACAGAAAACUAGUUUACAUGGCUCAGGGUUUGGGGAAUCUGACCCGUGCACCUCGAUGGACUGGGGCAGCCUUCCACACCACGUGAUUCUGCGUGUUUUUCAGUUCCUGACUUUAGUGGAUCGAGCCAGGGCAUCUUCUGUUUGUCGAAGGUGGAAUGAAGUUUUUCACAUCCCAGAUCUCUGGAGGAGAUUUGAAUUUGAACUUAGCCAGCCAGCCACUUCUUACUUAAAGUCUACACAUCCAGAUCUCAUUCAGCAGAUUAUCAAGAGGCACGCUGACCAUCUGCAGUACGUCAGCUUCAAGGUUGAUAGUAGUACUGAGUCAGCAGAAGCAGCCUGUGACAUCCUUUCUCAGUUGGUGAACUGUUCUAUCAAGACCCUAGGUUUGAUCUCUACAGCAAAGCCAAGCUUCAUGAAUGUCUCUAAGGCUAAUUUUGCAUCAGCACUGACAGUAGUUUUUGUAAACUCCAAGUCAUUAUCAUCAAUCAAGAUAGAUGACACACCACUUGAUGAUCCUUCCUUGAAGGUUCUUGUUGCUAACAACAGUGAUACUCUAAAACUGCUAAAAAUGAGCAGCUGUCCUCAUGUUUCACCUGCUGGCAUUCUUUGUGUGGCUGAUCAGUGUCAUGGACUUAAGGAGCUGGCUUUGAACUACUACAUAUUAAGUGAUGAACUGCUGCUGGCUCUUUCAAGUGAAAAACAUGUUGAUCUCGAGCACCUUCGCAUCGAUGUCGUGAGUGAAAAUCCCGGACAAGUUCAAUUUCACACCAUUAAAAAGCAAAGCUGGGAUGCUCUUGUUAGACACUCCCCUAAAGUCAACAUUGUGAUGUAUUUCUUCUUGUACGAAGAUGAAUUUGAUGCUUUCUUCAGAGAGGAAACACCUGUUACACACCUGUACUUCGGUCGUGCAGUGAGCAAGGCAAUGUUGGGUCGCAUUGGCAUGAACUGCCCCCGGCUGAUCGAGCUGGUUGUGUGCGCCAAUGGACUUCAACCUUUGGAUGAUGAACUCAUCCAGAUUGCUGAGCGCUGUAAGAACUUAACGGCCAUGGGACUGGGGGAAUGUGAAGUCACCUGCAGAGGUUUUAUUGAAUUUGUAAAGAUGUGUGGGGGCAGGCUUACUCAGCUUUCCAUAAUGGAGGAGGUGCUGAUUCCAGAUAGUGAUUACAGCUUAGAUCGGCUUCAUCUGGAAGUCUCCAAACACCUUGGAAGAAUGUGGUUUCCUGAUAUGAUGCCAACAUGGUAAAUUCCCUGUGUUUGUGGAUAAAAUGGUAGAAUCGGGCUGUCGCUUUCUAUGCAAAUAAAAAAUUUAAGAAUUAAAUGUGAAAAGUUUCUUCCAGAUUUGAGUUUUUCUUCCUUGAAAAAGCCUCUAGCAGACUAGUAGCAAAACACUCUACAAUAUUAAUUGUAUAUUGAAAUAGAAAAUAGAUAUAAUUGUACUUAGCAGUUCUGAAAGUUAUGUCUGUGGUUUACAGGUGCUUCAAACUUCAGUGAAUUUGGGCUUCUCUGAACUUCAGUUUAAAGGUUCCAUUUACUUUAAAGUGGGCUUCUUUGGGGUUUUUUAUGUCUUUGUUUAGUCUUUCUGAUCUAGUCAGAAGUGGAAUAGAGAAACAAUUUUCCUUUAGGAAAUCUCUCUGUGGAAAGCUGGAUAGAACUUUGAGUACACUAUUAUUUGUCUUGAUAUUUUAUAUAGCUAUUUUUUUUAAUUAUUCAUGUUUUAAAUUUAAAAGCUUGUAUAUUAAAAUAUGCUAGCCUGGGCUAGUCAGAUACAAUCUAUCUUAAAUUCAUGGCAGUAUAAUAAAACGUUAAUAAGCUUAUGCUUACAAAAAACUUUACAGUUUUAAAUUGCACUUUAAUUUUGUCAGAUUACAGAAACUACAGAAUGCAUUGUACAGUAUGUUGUUUUUGUUUUAUGCAUUAAAAGGAUGGGAAAGAGAUUUUGUUAAACUUGCUGAUUCUUAAAAGUUUGGUUCUAGAUUGAUUGCUUGAGUGAGUAAUAAAGCACUUUGGAAACUGUCAGGACAAUAAGGAAUAGCUUUGGAUUUAACCCAAAUCCAAGUCUUCGUUAUCAAAGACUGAUGUCUAAAUGCUGUUCCAUGCUUUCAUUACUAAGAAAUAAGAAGGAUUUCAUACAUGUGGCUAGUAAGAAGAGAAGGAAAGAUCAAAUGAAUACAGUUGUCUUUGAUCCAUUUCUAUUUGGAAUCAAGGAUUUAGAGCACUUACAUUUGUUGCUUAGAGGCCAAAAUGGACUGUAGUAAUCUUAUCUGUAUCUUACAGAGCUUUGUGUAAGCACUGAUUUCUAGAGAAAGGCUUGCUGGAGGUAAUCCUGAAAUAUUUAAUUCAGGACUGUUUAAUACUUGUUGCUAUUACCUGUUUUUUGAGAAAGAUUGUAUUAUAUUUAUUUUCUUAAAAGGGGAAGGGCAUGGUGAGUUGAUGUAAAUUAGAGUAUGUAUUUUUGUGUUGACAUUUUGCACACUGUAAACUCAAAUGCAUUGUAUAUAAAUUUUACUGUAAUGAUUUUGGUGCCACACUUGUUCUAUCUUUCUCUUGAUAAUGAGAAGUCUACAAGAAUUUGCUGGUGGUGUUUGUCACUGUCGUGGUUUAACCCUGGCUGGCAGGUGAGCCCCUCACAGCCAGAGAGAUGGGAGACAGAAUCAGAGGGUAAAAGUGAAAAAAGUCAUGGCUCGAGAUAAAGAGCUUAAUAGUAAAGCAAGAGCCACACAUGCAGGCAACCCCAAAAAAGGGAAUUCAUUCACCACUUCCAUCAGCCAUCUCCAGGAAAGCAGGGCUCCAUCACACAUAAACAUCCCCGUUGCUCCUUCUUCGCCCAGCUUUAUAUGCUGAGCGUGAUACCACACACUAUGGAAUGUCCUGUGGGUCAGCUGGACUCAGCUGUCCUGUCCGUGUCACCUCCCAGAUUGUGCACCCUCAGCCUCCUCCCUGCUGGGGCAGUACAAGAAACAGAGCCGGCGGGGACUCUGUGUAGGCAAUGCUCAGCUACAGAAAAACAUCCCUGUGUCAUCAGUGCUGCUUCCAGUACAAAUCCACAGCUCGAUUCUAGGUCCUAUGAAGCAAAUGAGCUAUCCCAGCCAAAACCAGUGCAUUCACAGCAGAGAAAAUGUUUCUUCCCCACUUCCACAGAACACCAGCUAAAGGGUCAAGCCACCCUUUGCUUGGACACACUCACGGAUUUAAGGUAACGCCCACACCUGAGUCAGUAAUGGUUUGUUGCCUGUUGCACAGUUAAGAAGCAUCUGACUGUGGUUAGUAGAGCCUGUGAUCUGAACACUUCCAUAAUCCAGGGGAUUAUAAUUUAAACACAAAACUGAAAUAUUUCCAAACAGUAUUUGGUUUAAGAUGUGUGGCUUGCUUUAAAUGGAAAUGUAAUAAAGGGCUUUAAUCUAUGCACUGA